Penicillium pulvis is the source of this 738-nucleotide messenger RNA. RefSeq lists its product as uncharacterized. The coding region runs from base 1 to 738 and encodes 245 amino acids. The transcript is spliced from 2 exons. Gene Ontology annotation, molecular function: oxidoreductase activity. The record is from RefSeq and is a predicted model, not a curated record. NCBI's taxonomy places the organism in Eukaryota, Fungi, Ascomycota, Eurotiomycetes, Eurotiales, Aspergillaceae.
AUGUCUUUGUCUGGAAAAGUAGCCCUGAUCACCGGCUCCUCUCAGGGAAUUGGCAAGGCAACAGCCCUUCGACUUGCCAGCGAAGGUGCCAGCCUAGUCAUCAACUACCGUUCGGACUCAGCUGCAGCUAACAGCGUGGUUGAGCAAAUCGGCCCGGACCGCGCCCUGGCCGUCCAGGCCGAUGCCUCCAAACUACCAGAUCUAGAUCGGCUGGUCGAAGCAACAGUCGCCAGAUUCGGCAAAAUUGAUAUCCUCAUUCCCAAUGCGGGAAUUCUAGCUAUGAAGGACCUGGAAAAUACGACGGAGGAGGACUUUGAUAAUUCUCAUAACCUGAUGGUAAAGGGACCAUAUUUUCUGGCGCAGAAAGCUGCAAAAUACAUGCCGCCUGGAGGACGCAUCAUCUUCGUUUCUACCAGUCUCAAUGCUGUAUCGAGUAUUGCACCUGCCUAUCUUCUCUAUGUCUCAACCAAAGGUGCCAUCGAGCAGAUUUCCCGUGUUCUCGCUAAAGAUCUUGGACGGAGAGGUAUUCUGGUGAAUGCAAUCGCCCCUGGUCCGACAAGUACUGAGCUUUUUAUGGAGGGAAAGUCGGAGCAGAUUCUUAAGGCGAUCGCUGGGUCUAAUCCAUUCGGCCGCAUUGGAGAGCCACAAGAGAUCGCGGCCGUGAUGUUGUUCUUGGCUGGGAAAGAUAGUAGCUGGAUGUCUGGGCAGGUUGUGAGGGUCAACGGUGCUAUGGCUUAG